CAGUGAUCUAAAAACCCCAUGUGGUCUUCACUGUACACGGCUACUACUGUAUAUUGACAGUACUGCUGCCCUCUAUUGGCCAAAAAAAUACGCUGCAUUACCAUAAAGGCAGAAUUCUGUAAGCACCUACGUUUGGGUAUGAGUGUGAAGCUGGGUUCUUUUUCACCAGUUUCUUUGUCCCACCUGAAAAGGUGCAGCAGUCAUGUUCUAUAUAUCAGGUGAAUUCAGAUGUAGUUCGUAUUCUACAGAAGCUUGGUUGACACUUUUGUCCAAACAAAGAACAUUUUCAAUGAUACGUUUGGAAAUAUAGGACACUGCUCAUCUUCAAUGAAGGGUUGGUUUGAGCGUUUCGGAAACUGCUGAUCGAAUGGGAUUUUCCCACACAGAGUUUAGAGUUAAACACAGGAUGGUGCGGAAAACCAAAAACGUCCCGUGAGCUGAAGAUCUGCAGGCUGAAACACCUUGUUCAUGAGAGCGAUCAGAGGAGAAUGACCAGACCGGUCUGAGCUCACAGGAAGUCUAUAGUAACUCAAAUAGUCACUCUUUCCAGCCGUGGUGAGCAGAAAAGCAUCUCCGAUGAUGCGCACAACGCAGCACACAAACGUUGAGGUGGAUGGGCUGCAACACCAGAAGCCAGGAACAGGAAUCCGUGGCCAUCAUGAGAACAGACUCGCGGACACUGGAGAGAAGUUGAAGACUGGGAAAAAGACUGGAUGAGUUCAUGCUCAUGAUCGCCUCAGAUUCUUGUUCUUGGCUGACACGUGUGGAACCUUCUGCGGUCGCAACCCAUCCACCUCAAGGUUUGUUUGAUGCUUUUCUGAGUGAUUAUAUGAGUCACUAUUGACUUCCUGCUGUAGGGGUAUUUUUAUUUUCUUCAUGGCCAGACAGGAAACAGCCUGAGUGUGAACGGCACGACAUCAUCCAAACCCUAUGUAGUUUAUAAGUGUAGUGAGGGUGGGUGUGUUUAGAGCUAGGCCAGGUAUUUUGUUCAGGUGACGCGCUGGGAGCCACGCCCUCCGGUAACCACGCCCUCUGGAAACCACAGGACACGCCCUAAACAGAAAGACAAAACACCUGACGCACAAAAGAGCUGCGUGUCCGGUUUUGUGCUCCGAAUCACGUCGACGAUAUGGCGGCCGACGAGUCUAUGUUCGUGAGGACGGUCCUGUCGCUGAACGACACGUUUAAAGCCGAGGACUCCAGUCUGGCUUUGCCGUCUGAGGAGCGGUUAGCUCGCGCUGCUGACGCGGACGCGGACGCAGCGCAGCGGAGGAGUCGCCGCGUAGAGCAACAAGUGCAGCAGCUCACUCUGGCUCGGAAAGCGAAACGGUCCAUGAUGAAAGGUAGCGUCUCUAUCAGCCAUUUAAACAGUACCACACCUUUCCGGAGUGGCCCUAUGAAGGUAUUCCCGCCGUUUGACCAUAAUGACGCUUCGGGACCAAGUCGACCUGUGGUUAGGAUGAAUAAUCUUCCGUGGGCGAGUCUGCAGUUGCCUCAGGUUAGCCGAGGAGAGCACGGGAUGUUUAGGUACGGCUCGUCAGGACACAACCUGAACUGGGGAUCUGCAGGUUUCACUCUCCCCGCGAUGCGAUACGUGUCUUCAGCCGACCAUCUCAACGGGAGCCUCCCCUUGAAGAAGUCGGCCUGUUCCGAGACGCCCCGAAACGCUCGGCCGUUCGUUUACGGUUGCGCUGCCUCUACGCUUCAGUUUCCGAACAAGCCUGUCUACGAGGACGAUCGGGACGACGUCUUCCUACCCGAGAGUUCGCACGUCACUGCGCUAAGAGCAGAGCAUCAGAAGGCGUUUUGGGAGACUCUUCAGCAAGGAGACGCGGCGUGGGCAGCAGCGACCGUGCCCCUGGUGGGUCCGAGGCAGGACCCGGCGAGAAGACAACCUUCAGUGGUCAGCACGCACACCCCGAAGAUGGCGGUAGCCAAACCGCAAGAAGCAACAGCUGACACUCUAAAAAACGGGAGGCAAGGCGCACCGACGACAAUGAGGAUGGCUGUAAAUCUCCUGACUGACAAGAACCAGGAGAUGCAGAUCUCCGGUGCAAACUUCAUACAGAACCGGUGCUUCAGCAGCGCAGACGCUAAGAUAAGGCUCUGUAUGCUGCAUGGGAUCCCGAAGCUUUUGAAGCUGCUGGACUCGGACAGCGGUGAGGUGCAGCAAGCCGCAGCCGCGGCCUUGAGAAACGUCAUCUACGAGAACAACGAUAACAAGAUGGAGGUGAAGGAGCACGACGGGGUCGACACGAUCCUGCGCCUGCUCAAGACGAACCGUGACGUCGAAGCCCGGCGACAGCUCACGGGGUUGCUGUGGAACUUGUCCUCUCACGACAUGCUGAAGGAGCAGCUCGGCCGAGAAGCUGUGAAACCCGUCACCGAGACCGUCCUUGUGCCGUGCUCGGGGAUCACUGAGGGCGAAGAUCCCAAACUGGAGCUGCUUGCAGAUCCUGAGGUCUUCCUUAAUGCUACAGGAUGCCUGAGAAACGUGAGUUCAGCCGGACCGAACGCACGCAAGUCCUUGAGAGAUUGCGAUGGCCUCAUCGACUGCCUCGUCUAUUACGUCCGUGGAACCAUCGCGGAUUAUAAACCCGACGAUCAGGCCUUAGAAAAUUGCGUGUGCAUCUUGCAUAACCUCACCUAUCAGUUUGAGUGCGAGGUGCCUGAAACGUUCAAGCCAGUGCUGCACGAGUCCAGACAGAGCGCUGCUGCCGAGACCAAGAGACCCGGCUGCCUGGUUCUGAGAAACGCCAAACUCUCUGACGCAGACGACUACUCCGAAUCCGACCGCCCUCUGCUGGAGGAGAAGUGUAACCCGUACGGCGUGGAGUGGCUGUGGAGCAGCAUCACCGUCCGCAUGUACCUGUCGCUUCUUGCGAUCGGCAAUCGGCAGCUCACACAGGAGGCGUCCAUUGGAGCCUUGCAGAACCUGACGGCAGGAAACAGAGGGGUGUCCCAGGCCAUGGCGCACACCAUCGUGCAGAGAGAAGGAGGCCUGCAGCAGGUGAAGAAGGUGCUCCAGGAGGGAGCGGAAGAUGUGAAGAGAGCCUCGGUGUGUCUGCUCAAAAACCUGUCGCGCUACAAGGAGCUCCAUUCUGACAUCAUUAAAGAGGUGCUGCCGGAGCUUGUUACCAUGCUUCACGCUUCAGACACGGCGCAGCCUGUUGAGGUCACAACCGUCUGUCAGAUUCUCAACAACCUGAGCCAGGUGUCCGUACAGAACGCCCGCACCGUUCUGAACAACGGCGUCCUUCCCAGGAUCAUCCAGAUCAGCAGCAAAGAGAGACAUGGAUCCACGAAGGUUGGCCAGGCCGCUAGUCUUCUGCUGCACACUCUGUGGACACACUCCGAGCUUCAUGGUAGCUACAAGAAGGCUGGUUACAGGAAGACGGAUUUCAUCAACAACAGGACUGUGAAGGCAGUGAAUUCAGCUCGUAACUGACCUCAUGUGGAAAACUGGAGGACUACACUCGUAACAAGGACUGGUUAAGACUCGUUUUUGCUGAACUGCACUUUUAAUUGAUUUUUUUUUUUCCCCCCUUGAACUGUCCAUCUGAUGCUCUGCUCCUGUGUAAGGGCAUCUCUUACACGGUGGUAGAACUGGAUUGGACUUUAUAACCUACUGCUGAGAAAAACGCCUCCACGCGUACAUCUCUGACGGCUUACAAGUUAUUCUGCUGCAUUCCGUCAACUUUUUGCUUUCGAGCAUCCAUCGCUGACAGCAAAUGGGGAAACACGGACGCCUUGCAGCACUUGUGUGGAUUUGCAUUUCAACCAUGCGGAGGCUGUCAUGUUCUCAAAAACACCACACCUUAAUGCCCAGUCAGUUGCCGCGUUACACGGCAUCGUAAUCCAAAAUAAUCCACUGAUAGCUCAAUUUAAUUUAAAUUUAAAACCUUCAUGUAUAUGCUUAAACCAUGGAGUUCAGUCCGAAUGAAAACACUGUAGCAAGUCUGCUUAUUAUCGUGAUGUGACUUUAUAAUCAUGACACACACUGACCAACCUGACGAGCGUUCCCUGUGCGGAAACGUUCAGUGUACAUCGCAGUCAUUCGUUUUUAUUUAUGAAAUGGGGGGGCAUUUCUUUUCUGUUUUUCAUCAUUUUAAAUUCGGAUGUGUAUCAGCAAUAACUUGGUAGCUGAUAGCAAGGAGGGUAGAUUAAAGAUGGACAUUAAUGUCUAA
Ictalurus punctatus (channel catfish) is the source of this 4187-nucleotide messenger RNA. It is a transcript of the gene pkp2, whose product is annotated as plakophilin 2. The record is from RefSeq and is a predicted model, not a curated record. Lineage: Eukaryota; Metazoa; Chordata; Actinopteri; Siluriformes; Ictaluridae. Gene Ontology annotation, molecular function: intermediate filament binding; molecular adaptor activity; cadherin binding. Gene Ontology annotation, cellular component: nucleus; intermediate filament; plasma membrane. The transcript has 13 exons. Bases 1130 to 3448 code for a protein of 772 amino acids. Gene Ontology annotation, biological process: cell-cell junction assembly; cell-cell adhesion; intermediate filament bundle assembly.